This is a messenger RNA of Babesia microti strain RI, 1500 nucleotides long. Its product is annotated as Non-canonical poly(A) RNA polymerase PAPD5. Gene Ontology annotation, molecular function: mRNA binding; poly(A) RNA polymerase activity. Lineage: Eukaryota; Apicomplexa; Aconoidasida; Piroplasmida; Babesiidae. The transcript is spliced from 3 exons. Gene Ontology annotation, biological process: RNA 3'-end processing. The record is from RefSeq and is a predicted model, not a curated record. Gene Ontology annotation, cellular component: nucleolus; TRAMP complex. The coding region runs from base 1 to 1500 and encodes 499 amino acids.
AUGGCUUCAGAUUCCAAUGAUACAGUUAAAGUAAAUAAAUUUAGUGAAAAUGAAGUGUUAAAGAAAGUUCAUAGAGACAUUUCAUCGGCUAAAAAUUAUUAUUCCACAAAAAAACAGAAGAAUGGUCCCAAAAUUAAGUAUAAACCGAAGAAAUUGCUUAAAAAUGUAAAAAGUAAUAAUCAUACAACCAGUAAUGAUUUAUCAUCAAAGUCUAAGGAUGAUAAAUCAUUUUCUGCGUUAAUGAAACUGGGUGGUAAUGGCAAAAAUCCCUAUCCUAAAUCUACAGACAAUGUAAAUUGCCCUAGCAAGCUAGUAACAAAUAAUAAAAACACUAAUCGACCAAAUAAAGGCGGUAAAAAUAAGAAAAAUUAUAACAAAUAUAUAACUCAUGUACAUAACCCGAUUAAAUCGUCUCCAGAUAGCAUUAAUGAGUCUGAGAAUGCUGAUGAUAAAGUACCUAGUAAUGGCGCUAUUUCUGAACCAACUUCACCCGGUGCUGACUUUAGUGUUAUUUAUCCGUCUGAAUUCAUAAUAAACUCAUUUUCAGAUCUAUCCAACGUGUAUAAAGUCAGUAAGAUACUGGAUGAAAAUCUGCAACGCUGGCUACGUCAUGUACAAAAGGUUGCCGAGGAGGAGAAACCAAUGAUAGAAUCCGCCAUCAAACGUUUUGAGGAUGUUGUUUAUAAAGUAUUACACAAUGCGAAAAUCUUUGUAUUUGGCUCUUACUCAUCGUCGCUAAGAUUGCCGCACGGGGAUGUCGAUUUGACAAUUAAAGGAGCAGAUGGAUCUCCUGUGGAUAUACUGAAAAGUCUAAUUAAACAUAUAAGACCAAUUGCACAUAAUCGAGAGGUUUUUGUUAUUUUAAGUGCUAGAAUUCCAAUUAUCAGGUAUACUGACGCAGUAUCGGGCACCAAAAUCGAUGUAAACGCAAACCCAGGCGCAUCACUUAAAAGUACAAAGGUUAUUAAUAAUUGGAUCGAAAUUUUUCCAUCAGUAGAACCGCUUAUUAAAAUUAACAAGCAUUUAAUCAGAAAUUUUGACUUGAACGAUACGGCUCUCGGUGGAAUUGGAUCAUUCCUACUGUUCCACAUGUGUUUCGCAUUCUAUUUGAAUUUUGGGGAAUCAUGCAAAAUAAAUGAGAGUUACUCUGAUGGAUUCGCAAUUCUGUGUUUGUGGAAAUACUAUGGUAUGUUACACAACUACAAGAAAUUUGGAAUUGGCCCAAAUGGAGAGAUUAUCCCCAUUCCCACUUCAAACCAAAAUGGCGCCUUAAAACUCGUGGCUUACAGUCCAGUAAAUACUACUAUGGAAAUUGGGAAAAGAGCCCAUCAAAUGUCAAAGGUUAUAGCUUUAUUCAGGCAUGCAUUAUCAGCAUGCCUAUCCAUUACUGAGGGAAAAGUGGAACCUUAUAACUGUGACACUUUGCAAUUUUUGUUUAGCGAUUCGUAUAGCAAAGGCUCUGACAAACAUAUUUUUGAUCUAAAUAUUGCUAAGGAAUAA